UCUCUAUACGCAUGCCGCGUAUAUUAUCUCUCCUAUAUUUUCUUUAAUGGUUCACACGACUACCAAUUCAACUACAUUUAUAUCGUGUACAUUUUCAAUGGACAUUGUAGAAAUAAUCAAAAUUACCGUCCUCAGAGAAUAGCUGUAUGCAAUAGCAACUUUGGCAUCGCAUGCAAAAUCAUGCUGCAUUAGCACAGUUCAGUAUAGCAUAAACAUAUACAAAAAGAAGCGCUUCUCUGAAAAAAAAUCUAGCAACGCACUGAAAGAACAAAUUAUCUAGCAGCAGCUUAUUACCUGCUCGGCUGAGUACACCUCUCCACCAACACACGCACGAUGUUCCUCUUUCUCGCCUCCCCGGUCUGCUCUCUGCGCCUGUGCUGCUCUCUGCUCCUCUUUCCGGUGCUCUUCCUCGCGUCAUCCUCGGUCGCCUGGUGCUCCGCUCGACCAACUAACGUGCGCCUGCUGCUCGCUGAAGCCCCUGCUGCCCCCGGCCCCUCCUACCCUCCUCUUGUUUCGCAUGCAACCGCCUCCCUCCGUUCCCAGUGCGGCGGCGCGCGCCCCAAACUCGUAAUCCAUGUCGGCGGCAGCCCUCCCCUCCUCCAUUUUUCCCAUCGGCGGCGCCCCUCCCCUUCUCCAUCUCCCCUGCAGCCGCGCCCCUCCCGUGGUCCAUUUUCCCCAUCGAUGGCGCCCCUUCCCUCCUUCAUCUCCCCCGCGGCUGCGCCCCCUCCCCUCCUGAGGCAGCCGAACUGGCCUCUACCAGAAGAAUGCGACGAGAAUGCAGAGGGGCCAGGGCUGAGCCUGUGGGCGGCGGGGAUGCGGCAAUGGAAGCUGAGCCUGGGGGUGGCAGGGACGGUGCUCGGCGGCGGCCAGGGCUGAGCCCGUGAGCGGCGGGGACGACCAUGAGACCAUGUCGCGCAAGGAGAUUGAGUGGCCAGACUGACUUGCGAAAUUAGAAGCGGGCAGGCUGACGUGGGAGGGAUUAGAAGAAAACCUGCAGACGUGGACAGCUUGCUAAAUUAACUGCAUUUAGUGAGUUUCAAUUUUAUAGAGUUUAUAGAUCUGCUGCUGCCCAUGUGCUGAACUCCAUUGUCAAAAAAUAAUUUUGGAGUUACGUACAUAGAUGCAACACCUUGAAAAGAAACAAGAAGAAAUGCAAGUAUGCAACGGGA
This is a messenger RNA of Brachypodium distachyon (stiff brome), 1169 nucleotides long. Its product is annotated as nif-specific regulatory protein-like. The record is from RefSeq and is a predicted model, not a curated record. Lineage: Eukaryota; Viridiplantae; Streptophyta; Magnoliopsida; Poales; Poaceae. The transcript has 2 exons. Bases 334 to 876 code for a protein of 180 amino acids.